CCCCGCCCCGGGCCUCCAGGCUCCGCUACUCCGGCCCUCCCCGUCCCCGCCGGCUCGGUGGCUGAGGCGCAGCGCUGUUGGCCUUGGAACCCCUGAUCAUGUCGCUGCGAGUGGCGAGGAGCGCGCGGGCCGUGGCCUGCAGUCUGCGCACCGCCCUGGCCUCCUGCCCGCCGCGGCCCUGGGCGCCGAGCGCCGCCGCCGUCCGCACGCUGCGCACCGGAUCCGCCCUGUUGUCGGUGCGUAAAUUCACAGAGAAACAUGAAUGGAUAACAACAGAGAAUGGUAUUGGAACAGUGGGAAUCAGCAAUUUUGCACAGGAAGCUUUGGGAGAUGUAGUUUACUGUAGUCUGCCUGAAGUUGGGACAAAAUUGAAAAAACAAGAUGAGUUUGGUGCUUUGGAGAGUGUGAAGGCUGCCAGUGAACUCUACUCUCCUCUCUCAGGAGAGGUAACGGAAGUCAAUGAAGCACUUGCCGAAAACCCAGGGCUCGUCAACAAAUCCUGUUACGAAGAUGGCUGGCUGAUCAAGAUGACACUGAGUGACCCUUCUGAGCUGGAUGAAUUAAUGAGUGAGGAAGCCUAUGAGAAAUAUGUGAAAUCCAUUGAGGAGUGAACGUGGCACCCCUCCACUCCCAAACAAGACUGUGGGAAGUAGCCUUCUGCAGCACGCUUGUCUAAAAUUAGUGGAGGAUAGAAGACUUGAAAUAACUUUUAGCAAUACUGAUGGGAAGAAACUGUUCUGGACAGUGCUACUUAAAAACCCUGCCACCACUUCCUAAUGGGUGCAGAUAAACACAGUGACCAUAUUUUUCAUAAUCCCAUGCUAGCUAUUUAGACUAGGGGCUUAAUCCCUGUGUUUAGAAUUCUUGAGAUCAUCUAUGGUAAAAGUGGUUAUGAAGCUGGGUUUGGGGGCAAACCACCCUUUAAUCCCAGCACCCAACAGUCAGGUGUUAGUUCGAGGUCAGCCUGGUUCACAUAACAAGUUCCAGGCCAGCCACAGUUACAUGAUGAGACACUACCUAGUGAUUAUAAGAAUUCCAUAAUUCAGGAUAACAGUGUUGUAAAUCUCACAUAAUAUUGUAACUUGCCGGUAUUCACCACUGGAUUUUGGUCAAAAGACUUGUGUGUGUUCUCAUUGGAAAUGCCUGGGAGCACAGGAAAGUAUUUUAUGGUUCAGAUGAAGGACGGUACUGUCUUAAUUUCACGAAGUGCUGUGUUGACUGCUGUUUUCCCACUGUGAAGCACUGGCUCUGCAACACAGUGAGAAACAAAUAAAAUAUUUGUUCUCUUUGUUCA
Psammomys obesus (fat sand rat) is the source of this 1294-nucleotide messenger RNA. RefSeq names its product glycine cleavage system protein H (gene Gcsh). The record is from RefSeq and is a predicted model, not a curated record. The coding region runs from base 99 to 611 and encodes 170 amino acids. Gene Ontology annotation, cellular component: glycine cleavage complex; cytoplasm; mitochondrion. Gene Ontology annotation, biological process: protein lipoylation; glycine decarboxylation via glycine cleavage system. The transcript has 5 exons. Lineage: Eukaryota; Metazoa; Chordata; Mammalia; Rodentia; Muridae.